UUGCUGCGCGACGGAUUUGUUGUGGUUAACAUGACAGCGAAAAAGCUGCAGUGAUCCGGCUCGGCACCUCCAUUAUUUCCAUCCCAGAUCACUUUAAAAUGAAAUAGGCUGCUCUUCCUGGUCGCAUACGGGUCGUUUAAUCUGUAACCCGCGGUUUCUGCUCAAUAUUGGCCAUUUUCUCCGAACCGGAAGACCUGAAAGAGAUCAAAGUUAGGAGGUGACAUCUGGCUGUUCAACACCUGACUUCAUUGAAUGAGGUGUAGCGAAAAUUAGCAUUUGUUUUGGCUCGAUCCCCUUACAAAAUAAAAAACACAACCGGCAUUCAGUUGCACUUGGGAAACAUAUUCUUAUAAAACUGCAGGUUAACGGCAGCGAGCUGGCGCAGGUCGUGGGGUGUGCGUGGAUAAUGCGAGACAGCGGUGGUAGCCUGGCUCAGAACCGCUGGCAGGGAGACCUGGGCCUGACCGCUGUGGGGCAGGAGGAUGCUGGAGGAGGUGGAAUUCCUGGGGACCACCUCAUUGACCCAGCGUCAGGCCACAGCGUGCCCAGCCCCAUGCACCUCAAACUGGGCCAGAAGGAGAAAGUCUGGAUGGGCGAGUAUAUGGAAGAAGAGGAGGAAGAUGGGAUGGGUGAGAUUGAGGCGAUAGGCGACGAAGAGGCAGAGAACAAUCUGGAUGGGGAGGAGGGGGCAGAGUUUGAGGGUGGGGGUUGGGAUGAUGAUGAGGAGGAGGAGGGAGACGACGAAGAAGAUGGGGAAGGAGAAGGCGAUGAGGCAGAGGUGGAGUGGGAAGUCCCCGACUUUCCCUCCCAAGCCAAUCAGCACCCCCACCCACAACACCAACACCAUGGACCACAACAGAAGGAAGACGAAGGCGGCAACGUCAACAUGGACGUUACUGACUCCCAGGCCAAAGCAGGGGACUCGCCUCGAUCCAGAUUCCCGGUGCGGUCCCGGCUCAGCGGCCUCAGGGCCCUGCGGAGGCUCAGGCGCUGGCAGCGGUUGCGAUCCCAUGGUGGCCUUCGUUUCCGUCUCACCCAGCACUGGAAGAGCUGGCGCCAGCGGGCUCAGUGGUUGGGCAUCUUAGGGCACCGAUGGGCCAGGAGAGGGCAGCGGUACAAUCUGUACAGCAAGCAGAAGAAGAUCAAGAGGUACCGGCCAUCAUUCACUGAUGAAGAGGACGAUGAUGACGACAGGUUCACCGAGUCUGAGAAAGAUGAGCACAUGAACAGCGGCUCUGCAGACAGUCAAGAGGAGAGAGGGAGGAGGGAAGUGGAGGACAAACCAGCGGAGCUCUCCCUCACUGAAGAACACAUGAGCUGUGUGACGGGUAUUCUUGAAGAGUCUUUACAGCAGUAUGGCAGUUUGAUUCCCAUCCAUGUAGAUGACAUUGUGGAGAAGCUUCAGGAUAUCUUCAGCGAGAGCUUCUCUCAGCCACACAGGAAAGCGGUGGUGCAGCACCUAAUGCAGUCCUUUCAGCGUUCAUCGGGAACAGCCCUUGUGCGAACGUUUCGAGUCAACUACAAACGCCACGUGCUGACGAUGGACGACCUGGGCACUCUGUAUGGACAGAACUGGCUUAACGACCAGGUCAUGAACAUGUAUGGUGACCUGGUCAUGGACUCUGUACCGGAGAAGGUGCACUUUUUCAACAGCUUCUUUUAUGAUAAGCUAAGAACAAAAGGCUACGAAGGAGUCAAACGGUGGACGAAAAAUGUGGAUAUCUUUCAGAAGGAUCUGUUGUUGAUCCCCAUCCACCUGGAGGUCCACUGGUCGCUUGUCAGCGUUGACAUCCCUCGCCGAGCCAUCACCUACUUUGACUCACAGCGGACCCUCAACAGACGCUGCCCAAAGCACAUUUUCAAGUAUCUGCAAGCGGAGGCCAUCAAAAAAGACCAGCGAGACUUUUUGACGGGAUGGAAAGGCUUCUUCAAAAUGAAUGUGGGUCGUCAGAACAAUGACAGUGACUGUGGGGCUUUUGUACUACAGUACUGUAAGUGUUUGGCACUGGGGCAGCCAUUCGGCUUUGGCCAACAGGAUAUGCCCCGGCUGAGGAGGCAAAUGUACAAAGAACUGUGUCACUGCAAGCUCACCCUGUGACCCCCUCCCCUCACUGUUCCCCCCACCCGCCGGGUUGCCCCUGCCGUCCAGCAGGAAGGCGCACGACUGGGUGGAGUUGCCUGUUGAAGCUGAUCUGAUGUGCGGCCGGGAUUCAAGCGAACCGGCUGGCUCAUGAUUGCAGAGAGGACGAAGGGAAGGUGGUACGGCGGACGCCCAGUCAGCUUUAAAGGGCAACUUCACCCUGAGGCAGCAGUCUUCAGUGGCGUCACCCUGCCAGGACGGAGGGACAUGGAUAUAACAAGUGAAGGACAAGGGGAGCAAAUGAUUGACUGGAAAAAAGAGGAACUUUUCAAAAAGAACUACUUUUUUUCCUCUGACAACAACAUCCAGAGAAAUUAUGAGUUCUUCUACUGCUACUCCCCCCGCAGGCGAUCUUGUUGUUUAGCCUUGUUUUUGCCUCUCUUUCUCUUUCCCUCCCUCUCUCCCCCCUCCCUGUGACAUCUCUGGUUUUUAUUUCCAUGUCUAUGGUUAUUCCUUUGUGGUUGACAGAGGCCAAGACUAACUUCCAUUUUGGGAAUGUUCUAAUCUCCAUGUUGUAAUCCACUCGCCUCCAUCAAUCUGAACGGCUAAAUGUGAGCAUGAAGACGUGAUAGAGUAUGAUAUCUGUAGUAUCCAGGCCAGGCGGUGGAUGAAAGCAAAAGUUAGUUGUUUAUGCUGACUACUGCUUGUACUUCAGAAGAUCGAACCGUGAACCAGCGGGUUAGGGGAGGAGGGGCAAAUAGAUAUGACAUGUGACACAUGGAACUCACUGGGGCUGCACAACCCUGUGGUCAAACUGCACCACUGUAUCUUCAUCCUGCUACCCCGCUCAUCCGCCCAGUCCUUGUGUUUGUGUUCCGUUCAAGGUGAAAGUCAGAAAUUCCCAGCUGGUACCUCUGGAAAAACCAUAGAAACAUCAACGCCUCGAGAUUUAAUUUUCCCAAAAUCCUGCAAAAUCCUCUUCCCCAUGUAACAGCUAAUGUUAUGACAGUGAUAUUUAGCAGCUCGCUAACUGCAAGUGCAACUUUACAAUUUGUUUAACCAUGAACUGCACAGAUGGUAGAUUUCUAUAAUGCUGAAAAUGGAACCUAGAAGUAUUUUGGUAAUUAGAAACAUGUUUAAAGUACCACUGUAUAAAUGCAUCUCAGAAAGAUCAAGGUAGCGAAAUCCUUGUCGAGUUUCCUACUUGGAAUUCUGAGUUGAAGGGCCGUCCCGGAGCAUUUUAUUCCCAGAUUUUUUGACUUUCGGACCUCUGCAGAGCACAACAUAUCUGACUCAGUGACAUCAGCGUCCCCUCCUCUACUCUCCCCAGUCACACAAAUUUCAUCCGCUUCGUUUGGGAGUGUGGAUCGGCCUCUCUUUGGAUCACCGCCCCAAAUUCAAGCCAGAAUGACCAAUUGGCCCGUAGAAGUUAUCAUUCUGUCUUCUCAUUGUGUUCAUCUUUCUCUCGCCAUCUGUUUUUAUCUUUGUCAGUAAACGUGUUGCUAUGCUUAUCGUUUAAAAAAAAAGUGUAUUAAAAGGAGGACAACAAAUUUGUUUCAUAUUUUUGGAGUAAGUACAUACAAAAAAAAAAAAAAAAAAAGAUCCUCCGGUUGGUAUUUCUUUGAAAGUUUGAGCCACAUUUUGGUCAGGACCAUGACAGCUACAGAACAGAUGAAAUAUGUUCGCAGUGGUGUUACCCUCCUCUACUCUUCUUUUGUAACUAAGGACAACUUUGUUGAUAGCUAUGUGUUAUAUUUUUUUUUGUUUCUAUUUUUUUUUUUUCAAGCAGGAGUUGAUGCAACAUAAUUGACUGUUUUAUAUAUCUUCUACAACGCAUUAUGGUUGCUAAGAAUAAACAUACAUGGUAAAGAA
Myripristis murdjan (pinecone soldierfish) is the source of this 3952-nucleotide messenger RNA. RefSeq names its product SUMO specific peptidase 3b (gene senp3b). Gene Ontology annotation, biological process: protein desumoylation; proteolysis. The transcript has 12 exons. Gene Ontology annotation, cellular component: nucleus. The record is from RefSeq and is a predicted model, not a curated record. Lineage: Eukaryota; Metazoa; Chordata; Actinopteri; Holocentriformes; Holocentridae. Bases 407 to 2098 code for a protein of 563 amino acids. Gene Ontology annotation, molecular function: deSUMOylase activity.